Messenger RNA from Ilyonectria robusta, 1161 nucleotides. RefSeq names its product chaperonin 10-like protein. NCBI's taxonomy places the organism in Eukaryota, Fungi, Ascomycota, Sordariomycetes, Hypocreales, Nectriaceae. The record is from RefSeq and is a predicted model, not a curated record. The transcript has 3 exons. Gene Ontology annotation, molecular function: oxidoreductase activity, acting on NAD(P)H. The coding region runs from base 1 to 1161 and encodes 386 amino acids.
AUGAAGGCUCUGAUCUUCAGGCCGAAAGGGCAGUCCCUAGCCGUCGAAGAUGUCCCUGUGCCAGUCCCUGGGCCAAAGCAGAUCCUCGUUCGGGUUCAGGCCGUCGCACUCAAUACGGUGGACGUGAUGAACCUGGAUCAUCCGUUGGCUGUUCAAGAUACCCGUGUGGUAGGGUCGGAUUUCGUUGGUGUUGUGGCAGCUAUCGGCGAGGAUCUCAAAAGCGUGGACGACCCCCGAGCAGUUGUCGGCGCCCGUGUCGCUGGGUUUGUUCAAGGCGCAAACUCUGGCAACGACCGUCCCGGUGCCUAUGCCGAGUACGUCGUAGCAGACUACGACUUGACUUGGAGUGUUGCAGCCAACGUGCCGUUGGAAAACGCCGCCACGGUCAAUCUCUGUGGUCUCACAGCUGCGCAAGGUCUCUUCUACCGCAUGGGCUUUCCGUGUCCGUUUUACGGGACCCCAACGUUUGAGGGCGUAGAAGAGCCCGUGAAUGUCCUGAUAUACGGUUCGACAACCAAUGUUGGCCUUUUUGCAGCGCAGCUGGUCCGUAUCGCGGAAAAGACUGCAGGUAAAAAGAUUCGGCUCAUCGGGGCUGCCAGCGCCUCAAAGCACGCCAUGUUACGGGAGGCGCCGUACCAGUACGACGUCUUGGUCGAUUACAAGAAGUCUAGCUGGACAGAGGAGGCCCUCCAGGCAACCGGAGGCAGCGGUGUUCUUUAUGCAAUUGACGCGGUUUCUUCUGGUCCAACAGUUGCUAAUGUCGAGAGUACAUUGAGCGCCAACGGCAAGUUUGCCGCCUACCGGACUCCUAAUAUUGGCAACUUUGAUAUGGCUGCCUUGAAGAUUAAGCCUGUCAUCGGCGCAGUUUGGGAGGGCCUUGGAGUCGAGAUUGAAUACCAUGGUGUCACUCUGCUCGCGGAUCAGGAGGCGCGCAAAUUCGCAGCUGCUUUCUUCAAGUUCAUCGGCCAAAGUACGGCUUCAGACCUCAACGUCCCGCAAUCAGUUCCUAUUCGUCUUAUGCCAGGUGGAAUCGAGAAGAUUGUCUCUGGUGGUUUCAGCGUGCUUCGGCAAUCGCCUUUGGCUUCCGGGGAUGGUUCACAGCGGAGUAUGGAGGCUCAUCUCCGGCCGGUCAGCGCGGAGAAAUUGGUUUAUAAGAUAUAA